CAUCAAAACAGACCCAAACCAAUUGAAACCAAUGGCCGCACAAUCUUCAGCCUUGGUGUUCAAGGUCCACAGGCGCGAACCGGAGCUGGUCCGACCGGCCAAACCGACCCCAUACGAGGUCAAGCUCCUCUCCGACAUUGACGACCAGGAAGGGCUCCGAUUCCACAUCCCUGUGGUUCAGUUCUACAAGCACGUGCCUUCCAUGCGCGGGAAGGACCCCGUGGCAGUGAUCCGGCGGGCGUUGUCAGAGACACUUGUGCCUUACUAUCCGUUCGCCGGUCGCCUGAGGGAAGGGCCCAACCGGAAGCUCAUGGUGGAGUGCACCGGCGAAGGCGUGCUGUUCGUGGAGGCCGACGCCGAUGUCCGGCUGACGGAGUUCGGGGACCAGCUUCAGCCGCCGUUUCCUUGCAUGAAAGAGCUUCUGUUCGACGUUCCCGGCUCUAACGCCGUCCUUCAUUCCCCUCUCCUACUUAUUCAGGUGACGCGCCUCAAAUGUGGCAGUUUCAUCUUUGCCCUCCGUCUUUCCCAUUGCAUGAGUGAUGCUCCAGGUCUUGUCCAGUUCAUGUCCGCCAUCGGCGAAAUCGCUCGAGGAUCCCAUGCUCCCUCUAUCCCUCCGGUGUGGGAAAGACAUUUUCUUAGUGCACGCUCGCCUCCACGUGUGACACAUACCCACCGCGAGUACGGACAACAAGCCACCAUCGAUGACAACAAAACAAUGACAACAAUGCCUCACAAUUUCGAUAGCAUGGCGCAAAUAUCCUUCUUCUUCGGCUGCUCCCAACUAUCCGCCCUUCGUCGCCACGCUCCUCCGCACCUCCGCCAAUCCUACUCCCGAUUCGAGAUCUUGGCAUCCUGCCUUUGGAAGUGUCGAACGGUCGCCCUUCGGCCCGACCCCGAAGAAACGAUGAGGAUGAUCUGCCUUGUCAGCAUGCGAGGAAAAUUCUCCUAUCCACCACUGCCCAUAGGUUACUAUGGCAACACCUUCGCCUUCGCGGUGGCAGAGGCACCGGCUGGCGAGCUAUGCCGUAACCCAUUAGGUUAUGCUUUAGAUCUCGUGAGAAAGGCCAAAGGUGAGGUGACAGAGGAGUACAUGAAGUCAGUCGCCGAUCUAAUGGCGUUGACAGGACGACCUGAUUUCUUGAAGACAAGGUGGACAUACCUAGUGUCAGAUGUGACUAGGGCCGGGUUUGAGACCGUGGAUUUCGGGUGGGGCUCGCCGGUUUACGCUGGCCCGGCUGAGCCAGAUGUCGGGCCAGUUCCGGGAUUAGCGAACUUUUGUAUACCGUGUAAGAACAAGAAAGGGGAGGAUGGGAUUGUUCUGGCUAUUAGCUUGCCGACGCAGGCAAUGGAGAGGUUUGUGAAAGAGCUCGAAAGCAUGUUGAAGUCACCACCAAAUGAGACCAAAACGUUUACUCAUGUUAUGUCAGCUUUAUAA
This is a messenger RNA of Linum tenue, 1435 nucleotides long. NCBI's taxonomy places the organism in Eukaryota, Viridiplantae, Streptophyta, Magnoliopsida, Malpighiales, Linaceae. The record is from the annotation of a GenBank genome assembly.